Molecule: messenger RNA, 1332 nt
Organism: Populus euphratica (Euphrates poplar)
Lineage: Eukaryota; Viridiplantae; Streptophyta; Magnoliopsida; Malpighiales; Salicaceae
Product: putative serine/threonine-protein kinase
Exons: 6
Coding region: 181-1332 (383 amino acids)
Biological process (GO): protein phosphorylation
Molecular function (GO): ATP binding; protein kinase activity
Source: RefSeq, a predicted model, not a curated record
UUUCCUCCCUUGCUAAUAAGUCUCCAGCACUGACACAUGAACCUUCCACCAUUAUACAUCUCCUCCUCCUCCUCCUACUCUCUCCUUUCCUCCAUUCGUAUGUGGAUUUCUUAGGGUUCAGCUUCCAUUGCUAUUUAUCAACUAGACAUAUAGAAUGUAUAUGUGUCAAGUUCGGGAAGGAUGAAAAACAGCAGUUCCAAGCAUCGAAGCAGAAGCACGUUCAGAAACAUGAUGAGGUUCUCAUUCUCUUGCUCUAAAUGCUUCUCUUCUUCGUCUGACAUCCCCACGGAUAAUGCACUAAUGCAAGGUUUGCAAGUUCUUCAAAAUGCGCAUGCUUUCUCGUUUAAUGAGUUGAAAGUCGCCACCAAUGGAUUCCGUUCAUCAAAUAAAAUUGGGGAAGGCGGAUUUGGCUCUGUAUAUGAGGGAAUCCUGCAAGAUGGGAGAAUGGUUGCCAUCAAAAUGCUUUCUGCUGGAUCAAAACAAGGAGACAGGGAGUUCAUCUCUGAGAUAGCUUCAGUGUCCAAUAUUAACCAUGAAAAUCUUGUUAAGUUACACGGUGGAUGCAUUGAUGGUCCUUAUAAGAUUCUCGUUUAUGAGUACAUGGAAAACGGCAGUCUUGCUCAAACUUUGCUUGGUUCUGAGGAAAAAAGAGCUAAAUUCAGGUGGGAAACAAGGAGAGAGAUUUCGUUAGGCAUUGCUCAAGGUCUUGCAUAUAUUCACGAAGAGAUCAAGCCCCGUAUUGUGCAUCGAGAUAUAAAAGCAAGCAAUAUACUCUUGGAUCAGAACUUGUGUCCGAAAGUUUCAGAUUUUGGUCUCUCUAAACUAUUUCCUGAAGAUUUUACUCAUGUCAGUACACGAGUGGCUGGCACAUUGGGAUAUCUUGCACCGGAAUAUGCCGUUAGUGGCCGUCUGACCCGGAAAACAGACGUGUACAGUUUUGGAGUGCUGCUUCUUGAAAUAAUCUGCGGGCGAAAAGCUGUUGAUUUCGAUCCAGAACUUGGAGAACACUACCUGGUGGAGAAGGCAUGGCAAAUGUACAAGACCGACAACCUUCUAAAACUAGUGGAUCCGAUGCUAAAUGCCGACUUCUUAGAAACAGAAGCUGUUGGAUUUGUAAAGAUUGCCUUGCUCUGUGUACAAGAGAAAUGUGGGCUUCGACCAAGUAUGUCAAUGGCAAUCAAGAUGAUGAGAGGUGAAAUCGACGUCAACAACAUGCAAAUAACUCAACCAGGAUUCAUCAUCGACAUCAUGGACGUGAAAAUAGGCCGUAAAUCACAGAGCUCAGUGCAAAGCAUCACAAAUAGGUGCCGACCUCGGCUACACCCUUUGUGA